AUGAACGGCAUAGCACUACCAUCUUUUGACAGCGUUAAAUGUAGUCUUUAUACUGCACGUAAAACGAAACUCAAAGUUGAGAAAACUAUCUAUAAAGAAGUGGCUGAAGUGGAGAUACCCGCCACUUUUGAAGACUUUUUGCUAGCAGAUUAUCAAAAUGGCGAUAGUAGGAUAAUCAUAUUUGCGACAAAUGAUGCCAAAUCAAAAAUGAAAACUAUAGGCGAGUAUUUUUGCGAUGCUACUUUUAAGAGUGUCCCCCCACCUCCUUUCGCUCAAUUAUUUUCAAUCCACGAUUUUGAGAUUAGCGUCACCAAUGCUAUAAAAAGUAUUUCCUCUGAUGUAGUUAUAAAAAAAUGCUACUUUCAUUUCUGCAACAGUUUGUGGCGCAAAGCAAAAUCGAUUGGUAAGGAUAAAGUUGUAACUUAA
Leptidea sinapis is the source of this 426-nucleotide messenger RNA. RefSeq lists its product as uncharacterized. The record is from RefSeq and is a predicted model, not a curated record. Lineage: Eukaryota; Metazoa; Arthropoda; Insecta; Lepidoptera; Pieridae. Bases 1 to 426 code for a protein of 141 amino acids. The transcript has 4 exons.